Molecule: messenger RNA, 2547 nt
Organism: Protopterus annectens (West African lungfish)
Lineage: Eukaryota; Metazoa; Chordata; Ceratodontiformes; Protopteridae
Product: actin-like protein 6B
Exons: 15
Coding region: 1-1527 (508 amino acids)
Biological process (GO): nervous system development; regulation of transcription by RNA polymerase II
Cellular component (GO): SWI/SNF complex; NuA4 histone acetyltransferase complex
Molecular function (GO): chromatin binding
Source: RefSeq, a predicted model, not a curated record
AUGGGGAAGAAAGAGAUACAGCAGCUUUCCUUUGACAAAUCCUGCUGUGGAGCACCAGUCCAUUUGCUUAUUUCUGCUGUCAUAAAAUUAAUACAGGCUGUUUCUUCCAUUUUUUUUCUGGCACAGCAGAAAAUCUUGAAUGUUCUCUGUGUGCACUGUCUUCUAACUCAGCUAUUUUUUGGAACAGCUCUUCUUGUGAAGCCUCAUACUCAGCCAGCCUUUUCUACAUUUCAGCCUGAUUUUUGCAGUUUUAUCAGUUCAUCAGAACAGCUAGAUGAGGUUGGUGCGCUGGUGUUCGACAUUGGAUCCUUUUCUGUACGGGCAGGCUAUGCAGGAGAAGAUUGUCCCAAGGCAGAUUUCCCUACAACGGUGGGGCUCCUCGUCCAUGACGAAUCAUCAAUGGAGAUUGAUGGGGAGAAAGAGAAGACUGGGAAGACCUACUACAUCGACACCAACUCUCUCCACGUUCCCAGAGAAAACACAGAGGUUAUCUCGCCUUUGAAAAAUGGAAUGAUUGAGGACUGGGAUUGUUUCCAAGCCAUUCUGGAUCACACAUACAACAAGCACGUGAAAUCUGAACCUAAUCUGCACCCUGUGCUGAUGUCUGAGGCUCCUUGGAAUACACGGGCCAAACGAGAAAAGUUAACAGAGUUAAUGUUCGAGCACUAUAACAUUCCUGCCUUCUUCCUAUGCAAGACUGCAGUUCUAACAGCCUUUGCAAAUGGACGUUCCACUGGCCUUGUUCUUGACAGUGGUGCUACUCACACAACUGCUAUUCCUGUACACGAUGGCUAUGUACUUCAGCAAGGUAUUGUAAAGUCCCCUCUAGCUGGAGACUUCAUCUCCAUGCAAUGUCGAGAGCUUUUCCAGGAAAUGAAUACAGAAAUGAUUCCUCCAUAUAUGAUCACAUCCAAGGAAGCUGUCCGAGAAGGUGCACCCCCAAAUUGGAAGAAGAAAGAAAAGCUUCCUCAAGUUACCAAGUCCUGGCACAACUACAUGUGCAAUGAGGUGAUUCAAGAUUUCCAGGCAUCUGUACUCCAAGUUUCAGACUCUCCAUAUGACGAACAGGUAGCUGCACAGAUGCCCACUGUUCAUUAUGAGAUGCCAAAUGGCUACAACACAGAUUAUGGGGCAGAGAGGCUACGAAUCCCAGAAGGCCUGUUUGACCCAUCGAAUGUGAAGGGCCUGUCUGGAAACACAAUGCUGGCUGUUGGACACGUAGUUACUACAAGCAUUGGGAUGUGUGAUAUUGAUAUCAGACCGGGCCUGUAUGGAAGUGUAAUUGUGACUGGUGGCAACACAUUACUACAAGGAUUUACAGACAGACUGAAUAGAGAGCUUUCACAGAAAACUCCUCCUAGUAUGAGGCUGAAGCUGAUAGCCAGCAACAGUACAGUGGAGCGUCGGUUCAGUUCUUGGAUUGGAGGGUCCAUCUUGGCCUCCCUGGGUACUUUUCAGCAGAUGUGGAUCUCCAAGCAGGAAUAUGAAGAAGGAGGAAAGCAGUGUGUAGAGAGAAAAUGUCCAUGAGAAGACAGACCACACAGCCUUUGUUGUAUUUAUGUUAUUUAAGAAAAUUGAGCUAUGUUUGUGCACCACAUCAUACUUUUUUAUUUAAAUGAUGCUGUUCUUAGAGAUGGACCAAUCUGUGUUUAGAUAGUUUAAUACCUUUCACAUACUCUGUUAACUUUCAGGGAGAUGCUCUUCCUCUUAACUUACAUUUCUUACCAUGUCUUACAGGAGGCCUCCCCAUUAAAAAAAAAAAAAAAACACUUUAGUAUCGUGUCCAUGUUAUGAUCAGUAACAGCCUUUUGAUUUGCACAUAUCCAUUCACUCUGCAGUCCUCCAUUUUAAAUUUUGCUCACACUUUAAGAAGAUAAUCAUGAGACCGGUGCUCUAUGUCAUGUUUCUAGAGUAGAAUGCUACAUAGGCAUCUGCAUUAACUUUGGUGGUAUCUUUGCCAGUAUUUACUUACCUAUUGAAUAAUUGUCUUCAGAAUUCUUCACAACAGUUGUUAUGAGCCAGUAUCUUGUCAUCCAGUGCAAAGAAAUUCAGUUAAAAGCAAAAGCAGUCAAAAUGCUCAUCAUUUCUUUCCCACCAUAUUGAAGAAAGAAAACUAUGAACCUAGAAAAGAGCAAAUAAUUAUUUUCAUUAAGACAGGCAAAGGUGGGAUAGUAGACCUGCAUGAAAUGGUUUUAUUGCAGUAGUUGCCUGAACGAUAGUCUUGCUUUCAACAUUCUGCCAGUUGACAGGUUCUUACAUGUUAACAAAUUCUGAACAGUGAAAACUUGUGAAAGAAAAGAAACCUCAGAACUUGGCGACCUGCUAUGACAAAUUCUGCUUUGGCUGUGAACUGUGUUUCAAAAUUGUAGUGUUUAAUGAAGGUGUAUCUGUUGGCAUAAACUUCAGCAGUAGGGACAUUUGGAACUACUCAUACUAAAACAUUUGAUGUAUUUAUUUAUCUGUUUGUUAACUGGGUACGUGAUUUGGUUGUUAACAGAUCCUUUUCAGCUAGUAAUAAGGGCAAGGAUAAAUAAAAAAGAAAAUACA